AUGGAGCGGGGGGCCUCUUCGCGGCGCGACUUUGCGUCUCCGCUGCGGCCAGGAGGUACGCGCGGCUUCCUCUUUUCCGAUAGAGGCACCACCGACGUCUCGCCCGCCAUGCCCCCCGCCCUCGACAUGCAGAGCGGCCGCGCGCCCUCUGCCUCGCUCUCUCGAGGCUGGGAGCGCGAGCGAGACUCCAGUGCCGUAGGGAAAGAAGACCUCUACGUGCGCGCGACUGCGAGGCCGGGGCGAGUCCGCGCGAGGGAAGAAGACGAAGCGAGCGGCUCGCGGUCUUCAGGAGGCCGCGCACCGGAUGCGUCGCCGCGGGGAGGCGAGCUGAGCGGCAGGUCGUUUCACCUCGAGAACCAAAGGCUUCUUUCGGUGGAAACCCCGCACGCUUCUUCUUCCUCGCGUCAGCCUCCGUCUCUGUUUGCGUCGCCGGAAGUUUACAGCCAACUCGAGCGGGCGAUCGGCGCGCCCGCCGCCGCUGCCCCCCCAGCUGCGUCGCUCUCUCGCCUCGAGGCUUCGCGCUACCCCCGCGCCUUCUCAGGAUCUGCGGCCGCAGCCUCAGCUUGCUCGGCUUCCGCAGCUGCGAAGGCCGAGAGGACGCGUGCGGCGGAGACUCGCCGCGGCGUCGCGUCUGAGGCCGCCUCAGCGGCGCGCCCUUCCUCGGUAGUGUCUUCUCUCUCUCGGCAUCCAGACGCGCGGCCAGCGGCCCACUCGCUCUCGAGGCACAGUCGCUCUCCGAAGGCGCGCAGCGAUCGCCAGCCGGCAGAGGGCGACACGUUUCCGUCGCGCGCUUGGCCAGGCUGGAGGUCUUUUCCGCGCGGCUGCGAGGAGGCGCGGUCCUCUGCCGCGCUGCUGCAUGCGGACGCGUCUCCCUCGCUCUCGCGCAUCCCCGUCGCGCCGUCCGCGCGAUGCCGCGCGCGGAGCUUCGCCUCCUCGAGACCGCACGACGCGGAUACCGGCGCUGCCAAGAAAACCGCGGCGGAGCUCGGGGCCCGACGCGGCUCGCCACGCGCGGAGAGCUGCGGCGGAGAGGAAGCGACGCCCGACGCUCGCUCCACCUCCUCGCGGCGCGGCGUCUACGUACAGCCCGCGACGCAGAUCCCCUUGCCGGGGCUUUCGCUGCAGCGCGGGCGCCUCGCGGAUAGCGCUGAGGCUUCGAGAGCGGCGCAACCGUCGCUUCCAGCGCGCGAGACCGCGGCGUGCGUCGGCAGCAGCCGUUCAGAGGAGCGCAGCAGCGGCUUGGUGACCGGCGCAGGGCUCGCGAAGGGGGGGCAGGAGGCGCGCACGCGAGACGGGCGCGGCGUCGCGUCCAGCGUCGGUCUCUCUCCGGCGCAGACGUCUGCGAGCUCGGCGGACGGCGGAGGUUUCAGCUGCCGCCUCCUCGACGGAGAGCGCAGCGAGAUGAGCAGCAGCACGCGGGCGAGCAGCCGAAGCGGCAGGCGGCCCCUUGGCCGCGACUCGCAGCAGCCCCGCAGCGUCCACACACUGGACCGCUUCCUUCCCGCGCUCGCCUCCCCCUCUGCGCUGAGCCUCGCUUGCCUGGGCAAGCCGUGCGUGGAAACCGAGCGAGACGCGAGGGGCACUUUCGCAGAGACGAAGCCGGCGAGCUUCCUCACUUUGCGCUCGGCCUCGAUCGCGCCUUCCUCCUCUUCGAGUCUGCGCGCAGAGGCGCCCGGCGCGGGCUCGCGCCGUCUCGAUCGCAGCGCCGGCGAGCCGCAGAUCGGGCACGCAGCCGAGCCCCGGGCCUACGCCCCCUCCUCGGUCUCCAUUUCGUCGUUCUCUUCCCCCUCCUCGGCGUCCUUUGCGACCUCCGCGACUUCCGCGCUAGCCAGGGACGACAGACGGCGGCGAGGCGAAGGCAGUCGAGAUGCUGCUUCAACAAGCAGUCGCGCGGCGUGGAGCGACGGCGGGGAAGAAGACACCGCGGGCGACAGGGGCGCUCGGUUUGCGCAUUCUUCUCUUGCGCUCUCCUCGCAUCGUCUCCUUCCGCCGACGCGGGGGGAUGCAGCCGCCUCUCAGCACGCCACUGCAUCUCAGGAGCGCGGCUUUUCAGCGCAGCGGCCGCUCGCCUUCUUUUCGCAUUACGACGCGGCGUCGCAGAGGUCUGUUGGCGAGGGGGCGAAGUUCCUGGCGAAGCUCCAGCAGUUCGCGGAGGAUGUGAGCGUUUUGCGCGAGGAGUUUGUCGCGCCUUGCUCGGUUGAGGCCUCGCCUUUCUUCUCGCCCGCGCGUGUGCCGCGAGAGCGCAGCGAGGCGACGGACUCUUCGGGAGCGAAAUUCGUCUUUGCAAGCGAGCGCUCGUCCUUCGAGACAGCGAGGAAGCCGCGCGCUCUCGACUUCGAGGUGAGACACGCCCCAGAUGCAGCCGGCGAGCGUCUCCCCUUGGCGGGCGGCGCGGUGGCAGGUGUCGGCUCAGCGGAGAAGUCGUCGGGGCAUCUUCUCUCUUUCUCGCACGCCGCUCGCCUUCCUCUGUCCUGCGCUUCGUUGUCGCUCCUCUCCGCCUCGGGAUCUGCGUCAGGCGAGGGGGGCUGCCGACCGGCAAAGCGCGGCGAAAGUCCCAGCAAAGACCUCGGAUGUCCGACGGGGAAGAGCUCGCUGCAGCGAAGGGGCUUGAGCAAGGGACUUUCGCGCUCGCUCUCGCCCGGGGGCGGAGGCAUUGUUUCUCCCGUCCGGCGUCCCCCGUCCCCGCGUGCGACUCCUGACGCGAAAAAAAUCGCGUCUCCGCCUCGCCCCGUUGCCGCCGCUCUCGCCUCCGCGUCCUCCGCGGCCGCCGGCGUUACCUCGACGCACACGCGGGGAGCGGGCGGAGAGGGAAGUCCCUUUUUAUCGAGCCGCGCCCAGCCUCUCUCGUCGCAGCUGGCGGGCGACCGCGUCUCGCUGGAGAGCGUCGCGCCUCGAGACGAGAAGGUCGCGACCGGGCCGCCAGCGGGCAGAGCGAGCGAGACAGAACGAGGGCGACCGCCGCAGUCGGAGGCGGAAGCGAAAGGGCGGUACAACGACGUGCUGUCGUCUUCGCUGUGCGUCCGCCGCACAGGGAAGCGCGGCAGAGAGAGCGCCUUCGGCGGCCUCCACGCUUCCAUCGGGCCUGCAUUGUAUGAAGCGACCGUGAGCCGACACGAGGUCCCUCUCCGCGCGUCGCCGCCGUCGCUCUCCGGACUGGAUGGCAAGGAGGAAGCGCACGCCGACGCGCGGGACGCCUUACAGUCGGAGAACCGGGAGACGGGGGCGACGGCGCGAGAUCACGCGGAAGAGAGCUCGGGGUUCGACCGCGCGUCUCUCCCUGCUGCGCGCCUCGCUGACAAAAUUUACACAGAAAACACGCCCUUUGCGGAUGUGUCUAGCGGCGGAGACCGCGAAGGCCACGAUGAAAGGAGCGUCUUCUUUGAGGGUAGAGAUUGCGCGACAGGCCACGCAGCCUGUGACGAAGUCCAGUCGGAUGACGGCGGAGGAGCGCUUGCAGGCAACGCUGCACAGGCCAUUCAGGCCUCGUCUCUCUCGUUUUCUUUCUCCUCUGUUGUGUCCGCUCCCCAAGACGAGCGCCCAGAGGCGGGUGCGAGCGACCUUCACGUCGCUGCGAGUCUUCCGGUGACUCGCGGGGCGUCUCCACGUUCUGCCUGCUCUGCCUCGUCCUCGCGGCCGCCGCGAAGCGCCACCGUGCGUGGCGCGGCGGGCUGGAGCGCCUCUGUCUCGGCUUCGCCGCCGGAGCCUCCGCAGGCGACGCCGGCGGAUGCCGCUCAGCUCGGCGCGCUGCCACCCUCGCAGUUCUCGUCCGCCGACUGCCUCGCCUCUUCGUCGCUCCGCGUCUGCGUCCUGGAUUCGAACCCGGGGCGCCGGCGAAGCGGAGAAGGCGCCUCGACUUCUCUCCCUGUCAGCGAGAGCCUGCCGCCUCCGCAGGGGCCGUCGGCGGAUGCGGCGUCGCGCGGGGAGCAGGCUGCGGCGUUCGGCGGAGACGCGGCCGCUGCUCAUCACUCGCCUGAGGAAGAAAACCGCCUCGGUGCGUCGGUGGCCUCCCGCGGAGAGGGAGAGGCCGCUGGAGCCCGGGCGCCGCGGAGUCCUGAACGGGGUAUGCGGCACUUUGUCGAGCUGGAGAGCGACGAAGACGAGGCCAGCGAGGACGAAGAAGCGGGCAUUCUGUCAACGGGCAUGUCUGCGUUGUCGGGCGUCUGCUCGCGUCUUUUUUCCUCCCUGCGCCCGGCAGCGUCAGGCGCCCGCGAGGGGACUGCGUCGCCUGCGGGGGCGGACGACCUCGCCGCGUCAGCACGCUCUUCAGCCUCGUCGGGUCAGAGUUCGUCUUCUCUACCCCGCGACGCCUCGGCAGGAGGCGAGUCCUGCGCUUCAGACUCGCGCGCCGAAGGCGCUUCCGCCGGAGGGGACGAAGUGUCUCCCCGCGGUCGCUCGGCCUCCGCUUCAGAGAGGAGGUGUGGCGGGCUGCGAGAAGGAGACAACUUCGACGCGAAGCACGUCCGCAGCCUCUGCGCGUUCCUGCAUCUGGUGCGGCGCCGACAGCUCGCGAAGGAGAGCGUGAAGCCAGAGAGCGCCCUGGAGGCGCUCCUGACGCUCGUCUCUCUCGUGCUUCCGCUGCCUCGCCGCGCGUGCGUCUGCCAAGUGUGCAGCGGCGAGGCGCGCGCGCGCGGAGCGGGCGCGCCGGUGUGCCGCAAGGACGAGAUUCUUCUCUUUCUGCUGCGCUGCAUCUUCAGAGACGAGCUGGCGAUCAGCCUCGCGGACGAGGAGGACGCUGGAGGGCGCGCACAGGGCGGAUGGGGCGAGGGGCUCGAGGGCGACCCGUGGCUGAGGCUCGUCGUGGCCCCGCGACGGGCGCGCGGCGGCCAUGCAGGCUCCGCCGAUGAAGCAGGACGCGGCGACGGGCGAGGAGCCGCGCUGCGAGUCGAAGCGAGCCGGCAGUCGCGCCCUCGCGCCUCCGCUUUCGGCCUAAAAUUCGCGCGAGACGACUCCGAGGAGGCCGCAGAAGACCGAGGUCCGCGCUGCGCGCCGCGCGACUGCGGGCUCAUUGCGUGGGCGGUCGCGACGCUGCAGACGCCUGGCUGCAGCUGCGGCAGCUGCGGCAGCGAGGAAGAGUCGGCGACCUCUCCGCGCUGCGCUUCGCCUCGCGUCCGCAACUCGACAGACGCCGGCUGCGCCCACGUGGACUUCUCCUCGCUGCUGCAGUGGCUGGCUCACGAGCUGCGGCGCGCGGACACUGCGGGGAUCCAGUCGUCAGACGUCGCACGAGUCAUUUUCGCGUGCUCCUUAGGCUCGACAAAGCGCCGCGAGGGGGGCGGCGUUUCGUCUCUGCUCUCCGACGCGGACUGCCGCGAGCUGCUGCCGAGCGCGUCCGGGCUCUCGACGUGGUUCGCCGGCGAAAGGCCUCUGCAGCCGACGCCGUUGAUGGAGCGGCGCCUGGAAGGGGAGGGGGAGGAGGGGGGGGGGGGCAGGGGGCCCCAGGCGCCCGACGCACUCUUCGGCUUGCUGCUGGCGACGACGGCGCGGCUUACGAGCUUCAACGCCUCGGCCGCCUGGCGGUCGUUCUCACUGUGCAGCUCGGUCUUCCUCAAGGCUGCCGCGUCUCAGCUGCGCCGUUGCAGGCAGCCAGUGGCGUGUCUGGCCGCGUGGCUCGCCGCGGCGGCGGGCGCCAAGCUCGACUGCCGCGACCAUCCCUCGCUCUUUGCGCUGCCCUUCCUCCUCGCGGCGGGCGGCGGGCGCGAGGCAGAGAUCCGCGAACUGCCGCCGCGCGCGCCGAGCUGCUUGGUGCUGGAGGAACUUCACGCAGAGGAGGGCGCGAUUCUGCGCGAGGCGCAGGCCUGCUGGGUGAGGCUUCAGGCGCUGGACGAGGCCGAAGACGCCCUCGCCCGACAGGAGAAGCGCGACCUCGAGUGGAAGUGCCUGCACCUCGAGCGAAGGGCCGCGGCGCUGGCGGCGCGCCGCCGCAAGCUCGAAAAAGCCCGGAGCGAGGCAGACUCGCGUGUGCGCAAGAGAGGCAAGACAGACGCGGAAGAGUCCGCCGCGAGCCACGAAGAGGGGAAACACAGCUCGGCGAUGACGAGGCUCCCCGCCAUCGACGAGGCGAAGGCGGCGCAGCUUGUCGACCUCCUCUGGGGUCUCACAGUCUGCGGCGUGGCGGCUCGCCCUAUAUUCGGAGAAAUCGUCCGCCAGGGCCUCCUAUGGCGGGCAGCGGCGCUUCUGUCCGCGCGCGACCUCUGUUGUCUGGCGUGUGCGUUCGCCGUUCAGGCAGGCGGGCCUGUGCAGCUGCAGGACGCACUUGACGCGGACGAGGACGGCGGCGACGGCGCGCCAAAGGUGCGACCCCUGGAGGGGGUCCUUGCGGAGUUUGAGGCGACGCCGCGGAGCCGCGCCUCGCGGCUGGUGUCGCCGGGCAACGCGUCUUGUUAUUCGAGAGCGAGGCGAGGAAGCGCGACGUCCUCGCGGUCCCCUUCGCCUGCGCCUAAGCGAGAGGGCGGUCGCCCGCCCGCCGCUUUCUUCGAAAGGAACGUGGCAGAUCGUCUCCAGUUCUACGCAGGCCUCGGCGGCGUCUCGCACGCUCCCCUGCUGCGCACGGGGUCGCGAGGCGUCGAGAGAAGGGACGAGGCCGGCGCGGCGUGUGACUUCGGGGCCGCGGAGGCGACGAGGAGAGAGGCGGAGAAAGCGACCGUUUACUCGGAGCUGCUGCGCGACAGUUGGCUUGGCUCCGUUUGGGAGGCCGCGAGCGUCGAGCGCAACGGCGAGUUUGAGGCCGUCGCUCAGGGCGCCGUGAAAGGCCUGGCGCAGACGGUUUUUGCCAGGCAGCGCGACCGCGAAGAGACAGAGGCCCGGGCGCCCGACAGCAACGCGAGGGCGGGGCGCGGAGACGAGAAGCUCGAUGCGGGCGCGUCUGCGUGCCUCAAAUACGCACUUCGAUGCCUGCGCGUGGCGGAAAUCCUGCGCGCCCUUCCCUGCCGCACGAAUUCGCGCGGCUCCGCCAGCACACAGAACGACGCGUUUACCACGCCGUCGCAGAGACAGUGCGAAGCUGCGACGCCGACUUUGGAUGCGGACCUCCUCGCCUCUCCACGCUCCGCGCGGCGGCUCUCCCCGCGUGAGCCCUGGCCGCCUGGAGCCUUCAAAGAGGCGAGCGAAGCCGAGACAUGCGAGGCCCGAGAGGAAGAAGUCGUGGGGCUGCCCCGGGCACCUAAGGCCAGUCGCCGCGGGACGCCAGGAGACAGCCACUCCACCGAAGGCCGCGGCGUGGCGCCGCCGCGACCGGCGCGGGAGGCCUGGGGGUCGCCGCGCGAGGGCUUGAGGCGGCUGGCCGGGUGCCCAGUGCAGACGCGGGCGGAGAACGAGGCGGGCGCGUGCGAGGCAGCGGCGAGGGAGGAGGAUUUCGGCGACGAGCCUCUGCGUCUCGACGACCUGGAGGUGUCGCUGGCGGCCUCUUCGUCUUUGGCUGUGCGACGAGUCUUUGCUGCGCGCGGAAGCGCACCGGCGGGUUUUCAGCGCGAAGAGCUCGAAGCGUCUUCGCAGCGCGCUUAUCCCGCGAGAGAUCGACCGCAGGAAACCCGCGAAAGGCGAGGCGCCACGCGUGCGCGGAGGCCGUUUCGAGCUGCGAGUGCAAAGUCGGCGCGUGACCCAACCUUUUUUUCUUUCGUUGGCGAUAACGACGUGCCGCUUCUCGAGGCUGCAGAGGGCGGCAGGCGGCGCGGAGGGAGAGGCGCGUGGCGGCCGCGGCGGGCGAGCGGCGACUCCGAGCGAAACGCACUUGGGGCGCAGCGAGACAGGGCAGCGGGGCCGGGCGACGACGAGUUCCCAGAACUCCGUCUUCGCACAGAGGACUCUUACUCCGACGACGAAGAAGAGCAUGAGGAAGGCAUCUUGAAGCCUCUGUUUAUCUUGCUUCUGUCCUGGCUUGUGCGUGGAGGGACGUACGCAGCCUACUUGCUCAUGGGCUACGCGCUAAUUCUCCUAGUCACAACUGGCUGGUGGGUGAAUUCCUCCUCGACCCCAGGCAGACAGGACGACGGCCCUGCCGCGCGGGGGGGAGGGCCUGCACUCGGCUCGAGCGUUUCUUUCCGCACCAAGAAAGGCGGGAUCGGCUACGAGAAGUUUGCUGACUUCUGA
Molecule: messenger RNA, 8085 nt
Organism: Besnoitia besnoiti
Lineage: Eukaryota; Apicomplexa; Conoidasida; Eucoccidiorida; Sarcocystidae
Exons: 2
Coding region: 1-8085 (2694 amino acids)
Source: RefSeq, a predicted model, not a curated record